CCGCCCCCGCCCGCAGCCCCGCCCGCCGCGAUUAUAGCCGAUGACUCAGGGCGGAGCUCCGCAUCCAACCCCGGGCCGCGGCCAACUUCUCUGGACGGGACUAGAAGUUUCUAGCCGGCCAGUUGCUACCUCCCUUUAUCUCCUCCUUCUCCUCUGGCAGCGAGGAGGCUAUUUCCAGACACUUCCACCCCUCUCAGGCCACGUCACCCCUGCCUUUAAUUCAUAAAGGUGCCCGGCGCCGGCUUCCCGGACACGUCGGCGGCGGAGAGGGGCCCGCGGCGGCGGCCCGGCCAGAGACUCGGCGCCCGGAGCCCGCGUUCCGCGCUCGCGCCUCGGCGGCCCCCGCCCCGGGCCGACCCCAACCCCUCCACGGCAUGAGCGCCGCCACCCACUCGCCCGUGAUGCAGGUGGCGUCCGGCAACGGUGACCGCGACCCCCUGCCCCCCGGCUGGGAGAUCAAGAUCGACCCGCAGACCGGCUGGCCCUUCUUCGUGGACCACAACAGCCGCACCACGACGUGGAACGACCCGCGCGUGCCCCCCGGGGGCCCCAAGGAGACUUCAUCCUCUGCCAAUGGCCCUUCCCGGGAGGGCUCUAGGCUGUUGCCUGUCAGGGAAGGCCUCCCUGUGUACCCCCAGCUUCGACCAGGCUACAUUCUCAUUCCCGUGCUUCAUGAAGGUGCUGAGAACCGGCAGCCGCACCCUCUCCAUGCCUAUCCCCAGCCUGGGAUGCAGCGAUUCCGAACAGAGGCAGCAGCAGCGGCUCCUCAGAGGUCCCAGUCACCUCAGCGGGGCAUGCCAGAAACCACUCAGCUAGAUAAACAGUGUGGACAGGUGGCAGCGGCUGCAGCAGCCCAACCCCCAGCCUCCCAUGGACCUGAGCGGUCCCAGUCUCCGGCUGCCUCCGACUGCUCAUCCUCAUCCUCCUCAGCCAGCCUGCCCUCCUCUGGCAGGAGCAGCCUGGGCAGUCACCAGCUCCCUCGGGGCUACAUCUCCAUUCCGGUGAUACACGAGCAGAAUGUUACCCGGCCAGCAGCCCAGCCCUCCUUCCACCAAGCCCAGAAGAUGCACUACCCAGCGCAGCAAGGGGAAUACCAGACCCACCAGCCUGUGUACCACAAGAUCCAGGGGGAUGACUGGGAGCCCCGGCCCCUGCGGGCGGCGUCCCCAUUCAGGUCACCUGUCCAGAGUGCAUCGAGCCGGGAGGGCUCACCAGCCAGGAGCAGCACACCACUCCACUCCCCGUCGCCCAUCCGUGUGCACACAGUGGUCGACAGGCCUCAGCAGCCCAUGACCCAUCGAGAAUCUGCACCUAUUCCCCAACCUGAAAACAAACCAGAAAGUAAGCCAGGCCCAGUUGGACCAGAUCUCCCUCCUGGACAUGUCCCAAUUCAAGUGAUCCGCAAAGAGGCGGAUUCUAAACCUGUUUCCCAGAAGCCCCCACCUCCCUCUGAGAAGGUAGAGGUAAAAGUUCCCCCUGCUCCAGUACCUUGUCCUUCUCCUAGCCCUGGCCCUUCUGCUGUCCCCUCUUCCCCCAAGAAUGUGGCUACAGAAGAGAGGGCAGCUCCCAGCACUGCCCCUGCAGAAGCUGCACCUCCAAAACCAGGAGAAUCUGAGGCUCCCCCAAAACAUCCAGGAGUGCUGAAAGUGGAAGCCAUCCUGGAGAAGGUGCAGGGGCUGGAGCAGGCUGUAGACAACUUUGAAGGCAAGAAGACUGACAAAAAGUACCUGAUGAUCGAAGAGUAUUUGACCAAAGAGCUGCUGGCCCUGGAUUCAGUGGACCCCGAGGGACGAGCCGAUGUGCGUCAGGCCAGGAGAGAUGGUGUCAGGAAGGUUCAGACCAUCUUGGAAAAACUUGAACAGAAAGCCAUUGAUGUCCCAGGUCAAGUCCAGGUCUAUGAACUCCAGCCCAGCAACCUUGAGGCCGAUCAGCCACUGCAGGCAAUCAUGGAGAUGGGUGCCGUGGCAGCAGAUGAGGGCAAGAAAAAUGCUGGAAGUGUAGAAGAUCCCCACACACAGACCCAGCAGCCAGAAGCCACAGCAGCAGCAGCAGCAACUUUGAACCCCAACAGCACGACAGACACCACUGGCAACCCAGCAGCACCUUAGCCUCUGCCCAGUAAAAAAUCAGACUCGGAAACUCAGAACCGAUGUGUGCUUUAGGAAAUUUUAAGUUGCAUGCAUUUCAGAGACUUUAAGUCAGUUGGUUUUUAUUAUUAGCUGCUUGGUAUGCAGUAAUUUGGGUGGAGGCAAAACACACUAAUAAAAGGCCUAAAAAGGAAAAUUAUGCUUUCUUCUAUAUGCGUAGUCUGUACAAAUAAAGAAGUUGCUUGUUGUUUCAGAAGUUUAACCCUGUUGCUUGUUGUUUUGGAGCCCUGUCUGCUUGGGCACCCAGCACUUGUUAGCUGCGGUUGUGCGCUGUCUUCUGUAGUUCUGGACUGAACGAGUUUUUGGGGCUAGAUGGGGAGUCAAUUACCCAUCACAUUAAUUAUGAAACACAUUUAUCAGAAAUGUUGCUGUUUUAAUGAGAUGAUUUUCUUCAUCUCAUAAUUAAAAUACCUAACUUUCGAGAGAGUAAAAGGUGCCAGGAGCCAUAGGAAUAUCUGUAUGUUGGAUGACUUUAAUGCUACAUUUUAAAAAAAGAAAAUAAAGUAAUAAUAUAACUCAAAA
This is a messenger RNA of Saimiri boliviensis boliviensis (Bolivian squirrel monkey), 2669 nucleotides long. RefSeq names its product BAG cochaperone 3 (gene BAG3). Gene Ontology annotation, cellular component: cytoplasm; nucleus; membrane. The record is from RefSeq and is a predicted model, not a curated record. NCBI's taxonomy places the organism in Eukaryota, Metazoa, Chordata, Mammalia, Primates, Cebidae. Gene Ontology annotation, molecular function: adenyl-nucleotide exchange factor activity; protein-folding chaperone binding. Gene Ontology annotation, biological process: protein stabilization; negative regulation of striated muscle cell apoptotic process; muscle cell cellular homeostasis.